Messenger RNA from Amaranthus tricolor (Joseph's coat), 435 nucleotides. RefSeq lists its product as uncharacterized. NCBI's taxonomy places the organism in Eukaryota, Viridiplantae, Streptophyta, Magnoliopsida, Caryophyllales, Amaranthaceae. The record is from RefSeq and is a predicted model, not a curated record. Bases 1 to 435 code for a protein of 144 amino acids. The transcript is spliced from 2 exons.
AUGUCUCAAUGCAAACCUGCUCCUACUCCGCAUUUGCAAGUUUGUUUCUUUAUGCAUGAUCCUAGAGUCGCUCAUAUGGCUGCUCUUCAUCGUAUUCUUCGGAAUCUUCAAGGUACUCUUGAUCAUGGUUUGCAAUUAUAUAAGUCCCCCAUUUCUUCUCUAUUGUCAUAUAUGGAUGUUGAGUGGGGUGGUUGUCCUAACACCCGUCGUUCUACCUCUGGCUAUUGUGUGUUUCUGGGUGAUAAUCUGGUUUCUUGGUCCGCUAAGCAUCAACCUACUGUUUCUAAGCCUAGUGCUGAGGAUGAAUUUCGUGGUGUUGCCAAUGUUGUUUUCAAGACUUAUUGGAUUCGUAACUUACUCCUUGAGCUUCGUUGUCCUAUUUCUACUGCUACUCUUGUUCAUUGUCCGGCAGCCCAGUUAAUCAUCAACGGAUGA